AGGACUGCUGGGUUCGGUCUGCGCUCUGAACACAUGCAUCAUGGAGCUAUACGUUUAGUCUGCUCGAGGACUUUGCCCGUGUAAUCUGACUGCUUCAGAUGUGUUACUGUGAGGAGAGACUAUGUGUUCUUCGGGAUGGGUGCGAACAAUGGCAAACAGUGUGGAAGUGAAGGCAAGGGUAGCUCCAGUAUCUCCUCCGAUGUGAGCUCCAGCACUGAUCAUACGCCCACCAAAGCUCCCAAGAAUGUGGCUACCAGUGAAGAUUCGGACUUGAGCAUGAGGACGCUUAGCACUCCCAGUCCCGCCCUCAUUCUGAAGUCAAACCCUUCCUGUGUCUCCCCUCAAACAGUCCCAAACGGCCAUGAAACGUCUUCCACAUCUUUUAACGUCACUGGGGAAACAGUUGCCCUGGUUCACCCGCCUCCAGGCACUCGCUCACGGCCUUCCAAAGUUCCUCCCACCACCCUCAUUGAUAUCCUGCCCGAUCCUGUUUUACUACACGUCCUGUCUUACCUGUCCACCCCUCAGCUGUGCCGCUGCGCUCGAGUGUGUCACCGCUGGUAUAACCUGGCCUGGGACCCGCGGCUCUGGAGUACCAUUCGUCUGAAUGGAGAGCUGCUGAACGCUGACCGAGCCCUCAAAGUGCUCACACAUCGGUUAUGCUGCCCUAAAGUGACCUGUAUCAGCCUGACGGAGGAGGCGUCUCUACAGCUCACACCUCUACAUGGACAGCAGAUCGGCCUGCGAUACCUGGACAUGACAGACUGUGUAUCACUGGAGGACAAAGGCUUGAGGACCAUUGCCUUUCAUUGUCCACGUCUCACACACCUCUACCUGCGACGUUGCAGCCACCUAACAGACGAGGCCCUGCGACAGCUAGCACUGCACUGCACCACUUUACGUGAGCUUAGCCUUAGUGACUGCCCUCUGAUUGGAGACUUUGGCUUACGUGAGGUCGCUCGCCUGGAGGGCCGCCUACGCUAUCUGAGUGUGGCUCACUGUAUGCGCAUAACAGAUGUUGGACUGCGUUAUGUAGCGCGCUACUGUCCACGGCUCCGCUACCUGAAUGCACGGGGAUGCGAGGGGUUGACGGACCAGGGUUUGAGCCACUUAGCUCGCAAUUGCCCCCGAUUGCGGUCUAUAGAUGUUGGCCGUUGCCCGCUGGUGUCAGACACCGGGUUGGAGGUGUUAGCACGCUGUUGUGAAGGGCUACGAAGGCUGAGUCUGAGAGGCUGCGAGAGUUUGACAGGAAGAGGGCUCAUGGCGCUAGCAGCGGGAUGUCCCAAGCUGCAGUUACUAAACGUACAGGAGUGUGAGGUGCCACCUGAGGCACUUCGAUUGGUCCGAAAGCACUGCAGACGCUGUGUAAUUGAACACACCAUACCUGCUUUGUACUGAGGGGACAGGUUGGGGACGCCAGAGGUGUCGACCUCUGAAAAACAGAUGUUUAUACUUUUUUGCAUUCCUAUGACUGCCUGAUGAGACGCAACAAGGUGGAUGUGUCUCAAAACCUAGUGCAGGGGUACUCAAUCCAUUUAGAGUAAUCCUGACUGAAAUUAGCUGGUUCAGUUGUGUUUAAUUUGGGCUUGGAGCUAAACUCUGCAAGACAGUUGCCUUCCAGGAGCAGGACUAGACGUUCUUUACCUAGUUAAUCAAUUCACGGUCUACUUCAGUGUUUCCCAACCCUGUUCCUGGAGGCACACCAACAGUAUACAUUUAGGAUGUCUCCCUUAUCUGUUUCAUACAUGUCAAGUCUAGGAGUCUCUACUAACAAGCUGAUGAGUUGAAUCAGAUGUGUUUAU
Molecule: messenger RNA, 1802 nt
Organism: Sinocyclocheilus grahami
Lineage: Eukaryota; Metazoa; Chordata; Actinopteri; Cypriniformes; Cyprinidae
Product: F-box/LRR-repeat protein 7-like
Exons: 5
Coding region: 136-1398 (420 amino acids)
Biological process (GO): SCF-dependent proteasomal ubiquitin-dependent protein catabolic process
Cellular component (GO): SCF ubiquitin ligase complex
Molecular function (GO): protein binding
Source: RefSeq, a predicted model, not a curated record